This is a messenger RNA of Candoia aspera, 294 nucleotides long. RefSeq names its product prostate and testis expressed protein 14-like. NCBI's taxonomy places the organism in Eukaryota, Metazoa, Chordata, Lepidosauria, Squamata, Candoiidae. The coding region runs from base 1 to 294 and encodes 97 amino acids. The record is from RefSeq and is a predicted model, not a curated record. The transcript is spliced from 3 exons.
AUGAACAAGUAUCUGGCACUUGGGCUCUGGAUGUUGCUGUCCCUCACAGUGGUUGGUGGCCUCACAUGCUAUAACUGUUACCGUGAAUACUUUAAUGGCACAUGUCGAACUGUAGAACCACCCUGCCAAGCAAGUCCUGGAGGGUCCUGUUUCCGGCAGAAGGUCUUUUCAGAACAUACUUUCCUUUAUAUUUCUUCAGGCUGUGCCUUGAAUUGCAAGCCAGUGAAGGCAGGAAUACAUAUCCACCAUAUCAACAAAUGCUGUUCAAAUGCUAAUUUAUGCAACCGCCCCUAG